This is a messenger RNA of Lobosporangium transversale, 3727 nucleotides long. RefSeq lists its product as hypothetical. The transcript is spliced from 9 exons. Gene Ontology annotation, cellular component: membrane. NCBI's taxonomy places the organism in Eukaryota, Fungi, Mortierellomycota, Mortierellomycetes, Mortierellales, Mortierellaceae. The coding region runs from base 269 to 3655 and encodes 1128 amino acids. The record is from RefSeq and is a predicted model, not a curated record. Gene Ontology annotation, molecular function: ABC-type transporter activity; ATP binding; ATP hydrolysis activity.
CCGCGCAUAAUACAUGCACAAGAGCACCAUUCAGCUUCAGCUCCAACUUCUUUCCAUUACAUUCCUUGCAUGCCAAACUCAUUAGCCUAUUCUCUGCUCCCUUAUAUUCUACUCUUGUUGUCUGAAGUAGUCAUAACCCUCAAGUACUUCUGUUUUAUUUUAUUUUUGAGCGUUUGGGUGUAGUACUCGCCUGGAACGUUUCAAGUUGUUCCUCCAUACCCUUCAGAAUAGCAGACUACGUGAUCCUCCUGCUAUCUAUCAACCAACUAUGAGAUGCAUCAACAGCAGCCGUCGGGUCAGAGCUCUUCUUGUUUUGACAGCCAUAACAUGGUCCACGAUUGCCAAUUUACCACUUUCUGGAGCCACUGCGCUACCGCAACAGCAACAGGAUGGUUCUAUAGUUUCUUCAUCUUUACUAUAUGAUGCAAUUAAACCCCAUAGCUUUGACCCCAUUACAGUGCUAUCGGAUGGCGACGAUAGAGGUAUCUCUUUGGCAAGCCCACUCUUGGCUGUGAUGGCACAACAAAGGCUAGGAGAUAGACCUGCAGACUGCCCACCAUGCUUCAACUGUUUGUUGGAUGCAUUCCCUUGUUCACACUUCGCGCCCUGUAAUCAAUAUGAUGGACGGUGCGUCUGUCCACCGGGAUUUGCAGGUGAUAACUGCUCUGUGCCAGUUUGUGGGGCUUUAUCUGAUGGCAAAGAUAGGCCCCAGCGUGGUGAGGAUGAGAAGUGUAAGUGCAAGGAUGGCUGGUCGGGCAUUAAUUGCAAUGUCUGUAUUGCAGAUCAUGUUUGUGAUUCGCUUGUCCCUUCUGGCAAAAAUGGCACCUGUUAUGAUGGAGGACUCACGGUGUUUGAGAACUUUCAGCAGUGUGAUGUCACCAAUCGAAAGAUUCUGGACACGCUAGGUCCAGAUUUGCCACCUGCGGUCACCUUUUCGUGCAACCAACGGAACAAAACUUGUGAUCUUCAAUUCUGGGUGAAUGAAGUCGAGUCAUUCUAUUGUCACUUGAGCGAAUGUUCGUUUGCACAGGAUGUGCAAUACGAUAAGACCGUGACGACGUACAAAUGUCCAAAAAUCAAGUGUUCAUGUAUCCCAGAUCGUAUGCUUUGUGGCAAGGAUGGAAGUGUCAAUAUUGAUGACUUUUUAGAAGAGGAGAUUCAUGGGCCUGGCGAUUUUGAAUGCUCAGGCGGCAAGUGUACCUUUCAAGAGCCUGCAAUGAACGAGCUUAUUAUGGAUAUGUUUGGUGAUCCUGCUAUCUACCUCAAAUGCCACAGUGGUGAAUGUUUGCACUAUACUCAGGUCCCAGGAUUCACGCGCCCUCCGCGACCGGACUACACAAAGGCAAUCAUUCUUUCGAUUGGAGGUGUCUUUGCUUUUUUGAUCGGUCUCGGCAUCGCCGUAUGUUACUUAUCUAGGAAAGCAUCCUCUUCGGACGGUCGCGGCGUCAUCUCGCUUCCAGAUGACGAGACUUCAAAACUAAUGGCAGAACAUAUUCCAGCAACACUGAUGUUCAAAAACCUGAGCUAUUCCGUCGAAGGAAAAGAGGUUCUGAGCCAAGUAAGUGGGCUGGUGAAGCCAGGACAAGUCAUGGCAAUCAUGGGUGCAAGUGGAGCGGGUAAGACGAGUCUUUUGGACAUUUUGGCAAGGCGCUAUAAGGCUGGAACUAUUUCAGGUUAUAUCUAUGUAAAUGGACGAACAGUCUCAGAUCAGGAAUACAAGCAGGUCGUUGGAUAUGUGGAUCAGGAAGAUACAUUGAUGUCUACACUGACAGUGUAUGAGACUAUACUUUACUCUGCACUUUUACGCCUUCCUCGCGACAUGUCAUAUGAUGCUAAGCGUUACCGUGUCCUCGAAACUAUGUCAGAGCUCGGAAUAUUGGGGAUUAAAGACAUGAAGAUCGGCUCUAGUGGUCAACGAUCGAUUUCGGGUGGUGAGAAGCGUCGUGUCUCUAUUGCUUGCGAGCUAGUCACAUCACCAUCGAUAUUGUUUUUGGAUGAACCUACCUCAGGCUUGGAUUCUUACAACGCAAACAAUGUGAUUGAAAGUUUAGUGACAUUGGCAAGGACCUAUCAUCGAACGGUCGUCUGCACCAUCCAUCAGCCUCGGAGCAAUAUCUUUGCCAUGUUUGAUCAUUUAGUCCUCUUAGCGAAGGGUGAAAUGAUCUUUUCGGGCGAAACUAGAGAGCUGAAUGCACAUUUAAGACGGUUGGGCCACCCGUGCCCUGAGGGAUAUAAUAUGGCGGACUACAUGUUAGAUCUAACUAUGCACACGGGUAAAAGCCCAAGUAGGCCUGAAGAAGGAGUUGGAAAUAAUGGCUUGGAAUCGUAUACACAACGUAAUCCCAUCUUGAGCGGGGACACAUCUGAGGGACCUUCAGAAGAAUCAGCACUGAGAUUCAAUGGUAUGUCUUCAUUCGCGCGUAUGCCGAGUAUGGCAGAUGAUACGCGCCAAUGGGAAAGUGCUUUGGCUUCAAGAGAACAUGGGCGAUCAGUCCUUGGCGGUUCUACCGAAAACAUAGCCAUUGGCAUCGACCCACCUGCCCUGUUGAAUGAGGAUACCUCUGCUCGGCUUACUACUGAAGAAGAGGCAUUAGCAGCAACUCAUCUUCAAGCACUUGUGGACGGCUUCAAGCAGAGUACGCUUUUGGCAGAGGUAGAGCAAGAUAUUGAUACGGCAGUAAUGGUCGCAUCUGCACCCGAUGGUAUUGAUAGCGGCAGUAAUAAUAAUGGACAAAACAUCCCAGCACCAGGAUCAAGCCAACAACAGCGGCAACAACAGCCAGUUCUUUCUGAGAAAGCUGUAGCCAUCUUCCGUCGAGCUUCAUGGUGGACUCAGUUCAGAAUUUUGACGGACCGAACACUCAAGAAUAUCUACCGUGAUCCGAUGCUGAUGUUAUCUCAUUACGUGAUGUCGAUUUUUCUGGGUCUCCUUUGUGGCGCUCUUUUCUACAAGGUCACCAAUGAUAUUCCUGGGUUCCAGAAUCGAAUGGGGGUCUUCUUUUUUAUGUGUGCGCUCUUUGGGUUCUCAUGCUUAUCAAUCUUGCCAUCAUUUGCGCAAGAACGAAUUUUGUUUGUGAGGGAGCGCGCCAACGGAUACUAUUCACCCUUCAUGUAUUUUGUCUCAAAAGUCCUGUUUGAUAUUGUACCGCUUCGAGUAAUUCCCCCAAUGCUGAUGGGCUUAAUUAUCUAUAAUAUGGUUGGGCUUGUGGAGGGUUGGACUGAGUUUGGAAAGUUCUUCUUAGUCUUAGCGUUAUUUAACAUCACGACAUCUGGCGUAUGUCUGAUGAUCGGUAUUCUCUUUGAAGCAGUUGGCGUGGCCAACUUGAUGGGCAGCCUUGUCAUGCUGUUUUCGAUGCUCUUCGGAGGACUCUUAUUGAACAAAGAAUCCAUACCCGACGAGUUGUCUUGGCUUCAGAAGCUUUCUUUCUUCAACUUUGCAUUUGAGGCAUUGCUUGUUAAUGAGAUUACUUUUCUUCAGCUCGUUCAAAAAGAAUACGGACUUGAGAUUGAUGUCCCUGGCGCAGUUAUUCUGUCAACAUUCGGAUUCAACUCUGGUGCAUAUUGGAGGGACAUCCAGAAUCUGGCAAUCAUGGCCGGGACCUUCUUUGCCAUCGCCUUUCUCUGGCUUCAGUUCCGAGUGAACGAACGAAGAUGAGCUUAUUCACGUAAUAUAUCAUUCUUUUCUAUCUCCCCAACUUAUACUGUAAAUAAAUUAUAAUAGCUUGAC